Molecule: messenger RNA, 3152 nt
Organism: Centruroides sculpturatus (bark scorpion)
Lineage: Eukaryota; Metazoa; Arthropoda; Arachnida; Scorpiones; Buthidae
Product: ATP-dependent RNA helicase DDX54-like
Exons: 19
Coding region: 117-2501 (794 amino acids)
Cellular component (GO): nucleus
Molecular function (GO): RNA helicase activity; ATP binding; RNA binding
Source: RefSeq, a predicted model, not a curated record
UUAUAGGUCUGAGUUAUUCAGUUUUGAAAGGAGUUUUGAAAAAAGGAUAUAAAGUUCCAACACCUAUUCAGAGAAAGACUAUUCCUCUAAUCAUAGAAGAGAAAGAUGUUGUUGCAAUGGCAAGAACUGGAAGUGGAAAGACAGCUGCAUUUUUAUUACCAAUGUUUGAAAAACUCAAAACUCAUUCUGCUAAAACAGGAGCUCGUGCACUUAUUUUGUCUCCAACAAGGGAAUUAGCUUUACAGACUUUUAAAUUUACUAAAGAGUUGGGAAAAUUUACAACAUUAAAAGCUGCAGUUAUACUUGGAGGUGAUAAUAUGGAAGAUCAGUUUUUGGAAAUUCAUAAGAAUCCAGAUAUUAUAAUAGCAACUCCUGGAAGAUUGCUGCAUGUAAUUGUUGAAAUGGAUUUAAAACUUUCAAAUAUUGAAUAUCUUGUUUUUGAUGAGGCAGAUAGAUUGUUUGAAUUGGGCUUUUUUGAACAGUUACAAGAAAUAAUAAAUCGUUUACCAGAGCACAGGCAGACUUUAUUAUUUUCAGCAACUCUUCCUGCAAUAUUAGUUGAUUUUGCAAAAGCUGGCUUAAGAGAUCCAGUUCUUAUUCGAAUGGAUGUGGAAAGUAAAUUAAGUGAAAAUUUAAAGACUUCAUAUAUUUUUUCUCGGACAGAAGAUAAAUUGGCCAUUCUUCUCUAUCUGUUAAAAUUUGUUGUUCAGGAAGGACAGUUGACUGUUAUAUUUGUAGCUACUAGACAUCAUGCUGAAUAUAUCAAAAUAAUUUUGGAAAAAGCCAAUAUUUUAUGUACCUAUGUUUACAGCAGUUUAGAUCAAACUGCUCGUAAAAUAAAUAUAGCACAAUUUCGAUCACGCAAAAUAGGUAUACUUAUUGUAACAGAUAUUGCAGCAAGAGGUAUUGAUAUUCCACAUCUGGAUAAUGUAAUCAAUUACAAUUUCCCAGCUAAACCGAAGUUAUUUGUACACAGAGUAGGUCGUGUUGCUCGUGCUGGUCGAAGUGGUUCUGCAUAUUCACUAAUAGCACCUGAUGAAGCAGCUUAUUUAUUAGAUCUCUAUUUGUUUUUAAAUAGACCAUUACAUUUUUCAGAAAAUACCUCAGACGAAACAAAUGAUUUAUGUGGUUCUGCACCUCAAAGUAUAAUUGAUGAAGAAGCUGAUCUGAUAUUAGAAUGGCAUCAAUCGUGUAUUGAUUUAAGGAAUUUAAAGAAAGUUUGUGAAAAUGCUUACAAACAAUACAUUAAGUCUCGUCCAGCUCCUUCUUCAGAAUCUGUUAGAAGAGCGAAAGUUAUUUUUAAAACACCUCCAAAAUUACAUUUGUUAUUUACAGAUAAAGAAGAGACUNCGAUCCUAUCUCUUAGCCACUUGUACUCGCUUUUCAUCGCACCCCUCCUCCGUGACACGCGUCGUCACUGUCCAAAUGAUUUAUGUGGUUCUGCACCUCAAAGUAUAAUUGAUGAAGAAGCUGAUCUGAUAUUAGAAUGGCAUCAAUCGUGUAUUGAUUUAAGGAAUUUAAAGAAAGUUUGUGAAAAUGCUUACAAACAAUACAUUAAGUCUCGUCCAGCUCCUUCUUCAGAAUCUGUUAGAAGAGCGAAAGUUAUUUUUAAAACACCUCCAAAAUUACAUUUGUUAUUUACAGGUAAACAAGUGAUAGUCACUUGGUUAGAAUCCUAUAAUAUGUUGUUUAAUAAAUUUUUUCAGACAAUAUUUGAAGUUGGAUCUACUGCAAAAAGUCAAGCUGGUGAAAUCAUGAGAUCUAAAAGAAAAUAUCAUAACAAAAUAAUAAAUAAAACAAGAAAUUUUCCUUCAGUUGACAGCUGUUCAAAAGAGUUUGAUGAAAAUAUUUCAGAUCUGCAUGAAGCUGAAACCAAGGAAAUGGUUAUGGAUCAUAAUGGAAGAUCACAAACUUUAGAAAUUACUUUUACUGAAAGUAAUAAAGUGAAUACAAAAAGAAAGAAAAGUUAUAAGAAUGGUGAUUUUUAUAUUUCGUACAGACCAGAAUAUCAUCAUUCAGAGAAAGGAUUGGAAGUUGAGAAAAAUUUUGAUCAACAAAUUAACAAUGCUAUCUUAGAUUUAUCCACUGAUGAUGUUACAGAAAUAAAUAAACAGAAGAGUAAACUAAAAUGGGAUCGCAAGAAGAAAAAAUUUAUUAGAGGAGAUAACAAUGAUCCAAAAAAUAAGAAAAUUAAAACAGAAAGUGGUGUAUGGAUCCCCGCCUCUUAUAAAUCUGAUAGAUAUAAACAGUGGAAGGAUAAAUUUAAAAUAACUCAACCUUUGAAAUCAACUGAAGAGGAAGUAGAAGAAAGUGAAUUUGGUAAAGAAAGACCAGGAAUGAAAGCUGUUUUGAAGAAGAAGUAUCAGAAUAAAAAGAAUUAUCGUCCAGAACUGAAAACAAAAGAAGAGAUUCUGAAAAACAGGAAAAGAAAAGCCAAACUUGUAUUUCAUCAAAAACAUCGACGUAAUGAAAAGUUGCGAAGAAAAGGUCUUAAAAAAUAACUUUUAUGUAAAUAAAAGCUUUGAUAAAAACUUGUUUAUUAAAUGCAAUGUCUCUCUUAAGAUAAAUUAUUUAAUUAAUACAGCUCUCCCUUGAUAGUCUGAUGUUUUUUAAUCCGACAUGCUCAGUAGUCUGACGUACUGCCCGUCAAGAUACCCAUCCCUGUUACGUGUCUGCUUGCACAGAAGCAUGUUGCGAUGUGAAUCUCUCCAUCCAAUUCUUACACGAUGACACACAUUUUGUGUGUUUUCUGUGAGCAGUUUUGUUCGAGCAGUUGGAGUAGGGAAUAUUGUAAGCUACUGCUAGCAAAACAAUGCAAAAUAUGUAAUUAUUUUCGGUAAUCUGGACAAUUUUGGUAAUCCAAUACCCCUUUGGUCCCAUACCUGUUGGACUAUUAAGAGAGAGCUGUAUAAGCAAUAUUGUAAGACUUUAUUGGUUAAUAAGACAUUUUUUUUUUAACACUUCACUCAAUUGUAUUCUUACUAUUGGAAAAUGAAUUAAUGCAUAUUUUUUUAAAACAUUUUAUGAAUAUUUUAUUCGAUAUGUCUCUUGAAAGCUGAUAAAAUUCAAAUCAUGGUGAUGCUGCAAUAGUUGUGCUGCUCAUACACACUCUGGACAAAAGUAUAGGACUAGAACAAACCUCUAUUUUGUAG